Hyaloperonospora brassicae is the source of this 309-nucleotide messenger RNA. Lineage: Eukaryota; Oomycota; Peronosporomycetes; Peronosporales; Peronosporaceae. The record is from the annotation of a GenBank genome assembly.
AUGUACGUGGCCGUUGAAGCGCAGGUCUCUACUGGACCGGCUGCGAAAGUUACGUUUAAGGUUACGCUCACGUCGGACCCCAAGUUACCCUAUCGCGUGGUCAACGUACCUGAACAAGCUCCGUUCACAGCUGUGCUCAAGUAUGUCGCCGAAGAGUUCCACGUGCCAGCAGCUACGAGCGCGAUCAUCACGAACGAUGGCAUUGGCAUCAAUCCGUCGCAGAGCGCUGGCAACGUCUUUUUGAAGCACGGCUCUGAGCUGCGUCUGAUUCCUCGCGAUCGUGUCGGAGGCUGCAGUUGGUGCUGCUAA